AUGCGUUCUGCCAUCGCUCUCUCCGUCGCUGCCCUCGCGGGCUCUGCGCUCGCCGCUCCCUCCUACGGUGGUUACGGCAACCAGCACAAGCACGUCAAGAACGUCCACGUUGUCGUCGAGACCGUCGUCAAGACUGUCUACGUCACUGAGGGUUACGAAGUUCCCCAGCCCACCAAGUCUGUCAGCGCUGUCUACCAGGCCCCGGCCAAGCCCACCAUGGUCUACGAGCCAGCCAAGCCCAGCAGCUCUGCCGUCUACGUAGCUCCUCCCCCAGCGCCCACCAGCGAGGCCCCCAAGCCUACCACCACCGAGGCUGCAUACACUCCUGCCCCUGAGCCCACCAGCUACGAGGCUGCUCCUCCCGCUCCUUCCAGCGAGGCCCCCAAGCCAACUACCGCAGCUGCACCUGCCCCCUCAGCCCCCGCUACCGGUGGCUACAUGGACAUUGUCUCUGAGUGGCGCGCCAAGAUGGGCAUGAAGGCCCUUGAGUGCGACCCUAAGCUCGAGUCCAACGCCAUGAACGUUGUCGUUGAGGGCAACGGUGUUAUGAAGCACAAGCUCAACCCCGGAACCUACGGCCAGGUCCUCGCCCCCGGCAAGCCUGACAUGGAGUCCUUCCUCUCCGUCUUCGUCGGUGGCUGGCUCUGCGAGAUCCCCACUCUUCCCGGUCUUGACGGCGUCUGCAGCACCAUGUCCAAGGGCUGGAGCUACGAGGGCCAGACCGGCCACGCUGAGAUCCUCACUUCCGACAAUUACUCCAAGAUCGGAUGCCAGAACCACGAGGGUAUCUGGUGCUGCGAUCUUGCAUAA
Molecule: messenger RNA, 810 nt
Organism: Alternaria atra
Lineage: Eukaryota; Fungi; Ascomycota; Dothideomycetes; Pleosporales; Pleosporaceae
Exons: 1
Coding region: 1-810 (269 amino acids)
Source: RefSeq, a predicted model, not a curated record